AUGCAGGAGAAACUCGCGUUAGCGGCGUUGUCGGCGGGUCCGGGGGCGGCGCGCAUGCGCGCGUGGCGCCUGCACGCUUACGGCGCGGCGCGCGACCUGCAACUGGAGGCGGCACGCGUGCCGGCCCUGCGCGCGCCGAGCGACGUGCUGGUGCGCGUACGCGCCGCCUCGCUCAACCCCAUCGACGUGGCCAUGCUGGCGGGCUACGGCGCGCGCGCGCUCAACGUGCUGCGCGCGCUGGAGGGCGCGGCCGAAGGCGUGGAGUUCCCGCUGGUGCCGGGCCGCGACUUCGUGGGCCACGUGGAGCGCGCCGGGCCCGACAGUCGCCUGCGGCCCGGCCAGCGCGUCUGGGGCGUGCUGCCGCCGCACCGACAGGGCUGCCACGCUGACUUCGUCGUCGUUAAAGAUGAAUGGGCAGGGCCUGCACCGGCUGCGCUGAGCGACGCCGAGGCCGCGGGCGCCCUGUACGCCGCGCUCACCGCAUGCGCCGCGCUGCGGGCCGCUGGGCUGGGGGCCGCGGGGCCGGGGGCCGCGGGCCGCGCGCCGCGCGUCUUACUGCUGGGGCUGGGCGGCGUGGGGCAGGCAGCGCUGCAGUUGCUGGUGGCGCGCGGCGCGCACGUACUGGUGGGCGCCGCCGCCGACGUGGCGCCGCUGGCCACGCGACUGGGCGCCGCCGGCCUCUUGGAUCGGCACGCGGCCGACUACGAGCGCCAGCUGGAGGAGGCGGGCCCGUACGACGCGGUGCUUGACUGCGCCGGGCUUGGCGGCGAGGAGGCGACGGCGCGGCGCUGGCGGUUCUCGCGCUACGUGACGCUAACGUCGCCACUGCUGCGGUCGAUGGAGGCGCGCGGCGUGGCAGCGGGCGCGGCGUGCGCGGCGGCGACGUUACUGGCGCAGAACGCGCGCGCCGCCACGUCGCCGGCGCCCGGCCCGCAGCCCGGCCCGCAGCCCAGUUCGCUACCGCCGCAGGUGCGCUGGGCGUUCUUUUCUCCUUCUGCAACAGACAUCGAACAGCUACGCCGACUCACGGAGCGCGGCCAGUUCGGCGUGUGCGUGGAGCGCGUGUUCCCGUGGUGGGAGGGGGCGGAGGCCUACGAGCGGGCGCAGCGCGGUGCAGCGCGCGGCAAGUUGGUGCUGGACUUUACGGCGGAGGCCGAGGGGGGCAGUCAGCCCGCCACAGAUUCCUAA
Spodoptera littoralis (African cotton leafworm) is the source of this 1188-nucleotide messenger RNA. The record is from the annotation of a GenBank genome assembly. NCBI's taxonomy places the organism in Eukaryota, Metazoa, Arthropoda, Insecta, Lepidoptera, Noctuidae.